This is a messenger RNA of Tarenaya hassleriana, 708 nucleotides long. Its product is annotated as 60S ribosomal protein L32-1-like. Gene Ontology annotation, cellular component: cytosolic large ribosomal subunit; ribosome. The transcript is spliced from 4 exons. The record is from RefSeq and is a predicted model, not a curated record. Gene Ontology annotation, molecular function: structural constituent of ribosome. Gene Ontology annotation, biological process: translation. NCBI's taxonomy places the organism in Eukaryota, Viridiplantae, Streptophyta, Magnoliopsida, Brassicales, Cleomaceae. Bases 121 to 522 code for a protein of 133 amino acids.
GCCAACAAGGAAAAACAAAACCCUAGCGCCUUCUUAUUUAAAGCCUAUCUUAAAACUCUCAAAGCCAGAGCUCGACGGCGGAGGAAGCUCGCGACUCAAAUCACCCAGGGAGGAGCAGAAAUGGCGGUCCCGUUGCUGGACAAGAAGAUCGUGAAGAAGAGGGUCAAGAAGUUCAAGAGGCCCCAGAGCGACCGCAAGAUCUCCGUCAAGGAGAACUGGAGGAGGCCCAAGGGUAUUGAUUCUAGGGUUAGAAGAAAGUUCAAGGGAUGCACCUUGAUGCCCAACAUAGGUUAUGGAUCCGACAAGAAAACCCGUCACUAUCUCCCCAAUGGCUUCAAGAAAUUUGUGGUACACAAUGCGAGCGAGCUCGAGUUAUUGAUGAUGCACAACCGGACUUACUGUGCCGAGAUUGCUCACAAUGUGUCAACGAAGAAGCGUAAGGAGAUUGUGGAUCGGGCUGCUCAGCUAGACGUUGUCGUCACGAACAGGCUUGCCAGGUUGCGUAGCCAGGAAGACGAAUGAAAGGCACACUGCGAAUUUGGAUCGUAUAUGUUCUUGUAGUGUUGAAGAGAGUUGUACUUCCCUUCUGUCUUCUACAGUUUUCGUUUUCUUGUUUCUUGGAUCAACCGAAGUAUUUAUGGCAUGUGUUUCUUUCUUGUCUUAUUUUGUUUAUGAAACACAACUUUGCUUCUUUUUUUGUUUGCUUCA